Daldinia caldariorum is the source of this 1190-nucleotide messenger RNA. RefSeq lists its product as uncharacterized. The record is from RefSeq and is a predicted model, not a curated record. The coding region runs from base 214 to 1092 and encodes 292 amino acids. Lineage: Eukaryota; Fungi; Ascomycota; Sordariomycetes; Xylariales; Hypoxylaceae. The transcript has a single exon.
CGGCGAACUACUUCCUAAGGAAAUAAUAGAAAGCGGGCUGUUAUUUCGGUCUGGUCAUGAGUACCUACGAACAACGCCGGACAAAUUAUAUAAUGGUCUUCAUUUACUCAUAGCUAUUGCUAUCAACGUAAGAUCGUACAUAUCAACAAAAGUCCCUAGCACAAACGAAUAUUGCACAGUAAUACCUAGAGCCUAAAAGCAACAUUGGAAACUAUGGAAGAGUAUGGGGUUCCUUCUCGUACUCUCGACUUCAGUUUCCAUGAAGAAGCAGGCACAGACGCAAACUUUCGCACAGAGAACGAUCCAAAUUAUCCAAAUGAGCAACGGCAAGAUGUGAUUUCUAGAGGAGGCCUUGUUUCUGCAAGCUGUUAUUUGAAAGACAUCAUUCAUGGAUACUUCUCAACCGACAAUGAUGACCUUUGUUCGAUAAUUGUCCCCCACUUUCGGUUUGAAUCAUGUGAAAACGGGCAUCGAAUCAAGAAGGUUGAAAUAGAGAUAACCUUUUCGCCCAAGGCUAAGGGAGACCCCACUCCUAUUGUUGAAGAAAUCUACCCAGACGGUUACUUUACUCUUGAUUAUAAGUCGCAGCAUGAGACAGUCGUUCAUGCAGGCGUUCUGCAGGUCAGCGAGCCAGUCACAGGCAUAUUAAAUGCGGAGCUCAAACGGGAGAAGACAGUGGAUAAGGAGGCGGUGGACAUGACGAAAGUUCAAGGCUUCAAGGAGAAAAGCCGAAAUUGGGGUAAACCUAAUAGAGUGCAAUGGAUUCUAAGAGAGAAUCAGACAGGAAAAACCGGUGUACCAACCUCCAUGCAGGCUGCCAUUCGGCUAAGGCGCGAAGAUAUGUCACACUUUCAAGCGCACUUCACCAUGAAAGUUACGCCAUCUUGGCUUACAUCCGUGCAAUCUUGUCUGAAAUCGGACCCCAAGGACGAUCCUGUCAACUUCGACCCGGCACAGAAUGCUAUUAAUGACUCACAAAACGAACACAACACAGAUGAGCUUGGGAUGGUAAGGUUGGAGGGCCUUUCGGAUGUCACAGUCACAACUAUCUUAUCAAAGACUACCAAGGACCGAGACCAGAAAUGGACAUGAGCCUGCCAGCCUGCUUCUAUGGUGUAACUUGAGGGAAUUUUGUGCAUUAUAUGUAAGAUAGAAUGACUUGAAUACUAUAGUUGAAGCUACCUACCUAC